UAAUGUUGCAAUGUUCCACUCUGGAUAUAGUAAUACAAUUUGUCUACUUCCUGCUGUUGUCAUGCACAACCUCGCAAGAGUCUACGGAGGUCAAGUACACAGCCCUAAUAGGCGGGCUCACAUGGAUGCCAAAAGCGUGGAUGGUAGGUAUAUACCAUCUGAUAAAGAUUUGCCGUGCUAUCGUCGCCGUUCAACGAUGUAG
Molecule: messenger RNA, 202 nt
Organism: Laccaria bicolor S238N-H82
Lineage: Eukaryota; Fungi; Basidiomycota; Agaricomycetes; Agaricales; Hydnangiaceae
Exons: 1
Coding region: 11-202 (63 amino acids)
Source: RefSeq, a predicted model, not a curated record